AUGCUGCGCAACUUAAACUGCUUGACAAUUGACGACAACAACAAUGAUCAGACCAAAGACAGUAUUAAUUAUGAGGUCCAGGAUGCGGAAACUUUUCGCUUUGCCGAUCAUGUGCGUCCGCUUGUAGCAGCAAACUGCUCCGAGUACGCCGUAGCGCAUUCAAAUGUGCACCAGCAGCCAGUGCGUCAGCUUUGCGAAAUAUCCUUUCUGCCGCACAUAUUGCAAACAAUGAGCCGUUUGAAAUUGACGCAAAUCCUGCGCUUGCAGAGCUAUGCUUGGCCACAUUUAAGCAAGCAAGCCGGUCAUGGCGCUGUUUUGGUAAGUGCGCCACGCAGUGGCCGCACGCUAAGCUAUGUGCCGCCGCUUUGCCAGCAGGUGUGCAUAAUGCUAACGAAGCAUCGUUCCGUUAGCAAACUGGGCUUUGAAGGUCCUAUGGCUAUAGUGUUGGCUGCCGACUUGGGUCGAGUGCAGCGCAUUGGGAGCUUAUGUAAUGGCAUGUUGCGAAAGGCCAAAAAUGAGGAGUGGCUUACAUUAGCGCUAAUGGUGCCUUCAGCGUUCACACCGGAGUUCUUUUACCGUCUACUCAAUGGUGUAGGUUGUCUGGUGGCCACGCCGGCGCAGUUACUUUGGCUCUGCAGCAAUUUCGAUGUGAAAUUGCCCAACUUGAGCUUUUUGGCUUACGACGAUGUGGAUUUAAUGGUGCCAGAGCAGCUGCAGCAAGCGCAUCACAAGCUUAAGUCGCUGGCCCAGCAGCGACCACAGCUGGUAAUAACAACGCAGUCCUACAAUGUCAAACUACUGGCCAUGCUGCGUGACUUUAAUGAUAAAAUGCUGUUGCUGUUUGGAGACAUGCUGGAGGCGGCGGCUUACGGCGGUGUACGCUUAAGAAUAUCGCUGUUAAAGCACGAGUCGAAGCUGCAGAACGUGCUGCAACUGUUAGAGCAGCGUCCACCGUUGGAAAAGCGCACUGCUAUCUACUGUCAUAAGGAUAAGGACAUACGCGAGCUGGCGGAUGUGCUGGAGCUUCAUGGCUACUGCUGUCUGCCUUACUAUCAGUCAGCGGAUUGGGAAGUGCGUGAGCAUGUUCGACGUUGGAUGGAUGACAGCUGUGGUGAGCUGCUGCUAUGUACCGACAACUGCCCGGAGCUUGAUAUGCGCCACGUACAGACUUUGGUGCAUUAUAGUCUAAGCGACAACUGGAGCAAGUUUAAGCUGCGACACUUGGCGCUGUCCGACAAUCUGCACAACCAAUUGGAGCAACCCACACCAAAGCAGCUAGAUCAGCAAACAGAUUCCUUAGUUUCGCUGGUGCUGCUGGAUGAACACAACAAUAAACAGUUGCCGCGUCUGGUGGACUUUCUGCAGCAGCAUCAGGCGGUGGACGAGCGCAUUGUGCAAUUAUCGCAGCAGCUACGCACGCGGCUGCAGAGCGAGAAAUGCAAUGAGCCAACUUUAUGUGAUCUGCUGCUUAGCUUGGGUCAUUGCAGCGAUUCCCACUGCGAGCAGCGUCAUCAUGUGUUGCCAUGCGAGCGUGAGCUGCCAGCCGGCUUGCCCUAUUGUGGCGAUGUCAAGCUGCAGUUACUCAAGGCAUACUCGCCCACGCAUUAUAGUGUCCGUCUGCUGGAGCAUUUACCACCAGCUGGAAAGUGGCGCAAUCUGCCGGCGCGGGUUACACUGGAGUUGGAGUUGCAGCUACUGCAGUCGCAGAAGUGUGUGCGUCACUGGCCACCGCGUCCUAAGCAAAUCUGUGUCUAUCGCAAUGCCACGGGCUUUGAACGCGUGCGCAUCCUGUGCGUAGCGCACAUUGAGAAUGUGAAUCUUUCACGCACCGACGUGGCAGUGGAAGUGCAGGCUAUGGAUGUGAAUACACGCAGAAUCAAAACAACCAGCGGCGAUUUGUACAUAUGCCCAGAGCCGCUGCGUGCUGCACCAGCGCUGGCCAUGGAUCUGCGCAUCUUGGGCCUGGUGCCCUAUACGGGUGAACGCGAAUGGCAUAAAGAAGACGCAAAUCAAUGCGCAAAAUGGCUAAAUGCAGUGGCAAAACCAAACUUCCUGCAGGCCAGCAUAGUCGUGGCUUUGUCUCACACAAUCUUUGUGCGUGACCUGGCUGCCAUUAACUAUGCGCCGUCCAUGAAAAUGUUUGUGCGUACUUUAAACAUGUCCCAGCAGUUGGCCGAGAAAAAGCUGGCCAAGAAGUGUCAAUUGACCGUCGACAGGCUAAUGACAUUAUUGAACGUGGCUGAGAUUAAGUUGAACGACCAGCAAGAGGAGCAGCAGCAAGAGCAGCAGCAAUCAAAAACUGCUUGCCUUGACUAUCAGAAGCAUCAGGAUGUGCUUAAUGCUGGCAGCGCGUUGCUGCAAAAACAAACCAGAGGCAGAGGCAGAGGCAAUGCCAUUGCACAAAUGGCAUUACAGCUGGGCAGAGAAAAUCGUUUGCGCAUAGAGCAGGAACAACAGCAGCAAUUAGACAACAAAUUGAAGCAAUUGGAACAGCAGCCGCAGUUGCAAACUGAGCCGAGGACUGAUAGCGUUCAGGCGUUUUUCGACUGCAUAAGAAAAUGUGAUCUACUAGAUGCAGAAGAGCGACAGCUGAAGCAAACUACUGUCACCUGCUCUCUUCCUGAUCCACAAUUUCACAUGGCAAUGCCUAAAAAUGUGGUGCGUCCCCAAGUGAGCUAUUAUCAAACUAAGAUAACUUUGGAACUACAAUUGCUGCUAUCCGACGAUAAUUUGCAAUAUGAAGUAGUUUUGUUUAAGAAAACCAAUUUGGGUUUCUGGACGCUGGACACGGAGCCUACGCAGCAAUGCAUAUUGAAACUGCCUGGACCGUUUGUAGAGCUCAAACAUUUUAUGCGAGGACGCACCGUUUACUUGAGCGUACUCAAAGCUUAUGCAACGUCAUAUCCACUGGAAUUUAGUUGUUAUAAAUUUAUGAAGCCACAUUAUGAUAAGAUAAAUGCAUAUGAAGAACAGCAGCAUGUGCGCGCCAAGCACUUUGAACUGGAUCUGCUAGAACAGGGCUAUGUGCAGAAGCAGAAACCGCAGUCCAAGAGAGACGAUGAAUUGGCAGACGAGGAGCCUGCUGAAGAGGAUUUGAACUAUUGCAGCAGCAAUGGUGAAAAAGUAGAGCGUGCUUAUAACCGCAAUGAAUUUGAACUCAGUUAAAUAAAA
This is a messenger RNA of Drosophila busckii, 3171 nucleotides long. It is a transcript of the gene BoYb, whose product is annotated as putative ATP-dependent RNA helicase BoYb. The record is from RefSeq and is a predicted model, not a curated record. NCBI's taxonomy places the organism in Eukaryota, Metazoa, Arthropoda, Insecta, Diptera, Drosophilidae. The transcript is spliced from 3 exons. The coding region runs from base 1 to 3165 and encodes 1054 amino acids. Gene Ontology annotation, biological process: germ-line stem cell division; transposable element silencing.